CUUCCCCCCGCGCUUUGCUCUUCUGGGUCGCUUUUCCUCCUCCGCCAAACCAAGCAAACUAAUUAAUUGCAUCAAAUCGUGGUUCCCUCUCUCUUGAACGUUGACAUUCUUAUUCCCCCCCUCCUCGCUCGACUAUUUUCCUUAGACUGGCGAUAAGGAAGAAGAAACAACAAGAAAAGAGACGAAAGACCUUCGCAAUCCCAUCUCCCUUAUAAUUGCAGAGCUUCGGAUUGACCGCUUGUCGGCGAGUCUGUUGUGUCCGCCGUUCGGAACCGUACAAACCAGAGGCGUUGACGCUGUUGCUUUUCCCCUCCUUCGCAAAGAAAGAAGGGGGAAAAAAAUAAAAAAAAAAGGAGAAAAGAGAGGUCGAAAGAGGGGUUGAGCUUCCAAACAAAAAUAAUUAUAACUCAUCCUAUUUUUUUUGGCUCGAAGUCUAACCAAAACCCCCUCACAAAUUUCCCCUCCCCUCGUUUUUCAUUUUGCUCCCCCAUUUUUAUUUUUCCUUUUUCUUGAUCUCAAGGAAAAAUUAAUUUGAGUCUCCAAUGCCGAGCUUAGGAGGGUUAUUGAAGAAACGGCGGACCAAGGAUUCGCAGACCCUUAGGCAAGAGCUUGAAGCCGGUUCGUCACCCACAGCGGCCCAGACACAGACGUCACCAAACGAACAUCACCACCACCACAACAGCCACCAAUCCCAACCCUCCACCACCCCUGACGUCCUUUCUUCUGCGCAACCCCAUUCCCACGAUCAUCAUAAUCGCUCUUCAGGUACUAAUCGAAGCCACCCCGAGGGCCAACCAUCCUCCAUGCAAUCCGCCGUGACGCAAUCCCCCUCGGCCCACCAACCGUCUGGUCACCACCACUCCAACACCUCCAAUGUCGCUAGCAUACAGAACAUAAUUCAUUCAUCCUCCCACCAGAGCGGCCAGUCGGUCGGCGGGAGCCAGGCCGGAUCUCAACAAUCUCAAGCCCGGACCACCAAGGGCAAAUAUUCCCUCGAGGACUUUAGCCUGCAGCGCACGUUGGGCACCGGAAGCUUUGGUCGCGUCCACCUGGUGCAGUCCAAGCACAACCACCGGUUCUAUGCCAUCAAGGUCUUGAAGAAGGCACAAGUGGUCAAGAUGAAGCAGAUCGAGCAUACUAAUGACGAACGGCGCAUGCUCAAUCGCGUCCGGCAUCCGUUCUUGAUCACCCUGUGGGGCACCUGGCAGGAUUCGCGGAAUCUGUACAUGGUCAUGGAUUUCGUCGAGGGAGGAGAGCUCUUCAGCCUUCUUCGCAAGUCUCAGCGAUUCCCUAACCCCGUGGCCAAGUUCUACGCGGCCGAAGUCACUCUCGCGCUGGAAUAUCUGCACUCACAUCAGAUCAUCUAUCGCGAUCUGAAGCCGGAGAACUUGCUGCUCGACCGACAUGGCCAUUUGAAGAUUACGGACUUCGGCUUUGCCAAAGAGGUGCCAGAUAUCACCUGGACCCUGUGCGGAACGCCCGAUUACCUGGCUCCCGAGGUGGUUUCAUCCAAGGGGUACAACAAAUCGGUAGAUUGGUGGUCCCUUGGAAUCUUGAUCUUCGAGAUGCUGUGUGGCUUCACACCUUUUUGGGACAGCGGGUCGCCGGUCAAGAUCUAUGAGAAUAUUCUCCGGGGCAGGAUAAAAUACCCACCUUACCUGCACCCCGACGCCGUGAAUCUGCUUUCCCAGCUGAUCACGGCAGACCUGACCAAGCGUCUCGGUAACUUGCAUGGCGGUCCGGAUGAUGUGAAGAAUCAUCCCUGGUUUGCCGAAGUCACCUGGGAUCGGCUAGCAAGGAAAGACAUCGAUGCUCCCUAUGUGCCACCGAUUCGGGGAGGACAAGGUGAUGCCAGCCAGUAUGACCGCUAUCCGGAAGAGACCGAAGCCUACGGUCAAGAAGGCGAAGACCUUCACGGCCACUUGUUCCCCGACUUCUAAUUCUUCUACGAGUCACGAUGGAAAUGAUGAGCCACGGCCUCUAUGCAAAGGGAAAAGAGGUACCUUAUAUAGCCCGGUUGACUGGGCUACGAAAUGAGCAACUGUGGGGAGGUACUCUUACUAUUGCUUUUUAACAUAUGUCUUUUACUCGGUCGGUUUGAUCGUCUGGAUGAUCGCUGGCCGGCAGGACCUUUGGUUUUCUUUGUUGCCCUGUUUGAAGCAUUUACCUGUGUAUAUCUAGCGCGGACCUGCCGCGCUCUCUCUCUCUCUCUCUUGGUCUGUGUGUCCAUGGACCUCGGCCUCCUUGAAUGUGGAUUUUUGCCAUAAGCAUCGGGGUGACCCUGACUCUCCAGUACUUGCGUCUGGUUUGAAUCCCAGGGUUACGAACUUGGAAUAAGGAUCGGGUGCCCUUUGGAGUUAGUUUCACACUCCAGUCUUCCGAUGUCGAUCGUUUGCAUCGACUGGACUCUCCGUUUUUCAUGCUUUUUUUUUUCUUCUUCUUCUUUUUUUUUUUUU
Messenger RNA from Aspergillus alliaceus, 2456 nucleotides. It is a transcript of the gene pkaC, whose product is annotated as cAMP-dependent protein kinase catalytic subunit pkaC. Lineage: Eukaryota; Fungi; Ascomycota; Eurotiomycetes; Eurotiales; Aspergillaceae. The record is from RefSeq and is a predicted model, not a curated record. Gene Ontology annotation, cellular component: nucleus; cAMP-dependent protein kinase complex. Gene Ontology annotation, molecular function: cAMP-dependent protein kinase activity; ATP binding. The transcript is spliced from 4 exons. Gene Ontology annotation, biological process: peptidyl-serine phosphorylation. The coding region runs from base 543 to 1940 and encodes 465 amino acids.